Messenger RNA from Aegilops tauschii subsp. strangulata, 1501 nucleotides. RefSeq lists its product as uncharacterized. NCBI's taxonomy places the organism in Eukaryota, Viridiplantae, Streptophyta, Magnoliopsida, Poales, Poaceae. The record is from RefSeq and is a predicted model, not a curated record.
CGGCUGCGACCCAAGAGUUUCACCAUCCCCACAAUCAUUUGCGCCACCUCCCCCCUUCUCUCCCAUGAUCUAUUUAACAUGCGCCCGCCCCUUUUGCUUGUUGCCUGCAUAUAAUUCUGUUCCUCGCUCGCUUGCUUCUCCUUUACUUAUUUAGCCAGGCUACCCUUCUCCAUCAUCACCUCCACGACGCCUGCCUCCUGCCUUCUCCCUCCUCCUCGUCCUUCACGCUACUACAAAAGACCACACAGGCAAGCAGGCUCACGCCACUGCCUAGCACCCCACCUCACCUCAGCCAAUUCGAUCGCUCGCAUAAACUAUUUCGUGGAUCCUUCAGAGAGGAUCUAGAGCAGCAGCAGCAGUGGGAUCUGCGCGCGCGAGGCAGCAGCUUCGAUGGGCCUCGACGCCGCGGAAAUCUCUGAAUUGGCGGCGCUCCGGCCGAUCCAGACGGCCGUGAGCGGCCCCCGGGCCACGGCAGAGCCUCGGACGGACGAUGACGCUCCAGCCGCCGGCACCGGCUGCGUCACACCCAAGGCGAGCGGCGCGCGUUCAGCCGCUGCAGGAGGAGCGGACGACGACGACGACGCUGCCACCGACACCGGCUGCGUCACGCCCAAGGCAAGCGGCUCCAUGGCCAUGCUGCCCAUCGCGCCGCUGCAGCAAGACGACCGCGCCGACGUCGGCUUCGCCACGCCGCUGGCCACGGGUGGAGUAAUUGGGCCGCGAGACGGCUGCGCUGCUGCCGGCGACGAGAACAGCUUCACCACGCCCACGACGGCCGACAGCGCGCUGUUGCCGGCCACGGUGUGCCCACCGGCGCCGCGGAAGUCGGCGCCGGUCCCGACGAGGAAGCGUGCUCCGCUCCAGCAGCGGCUCUUCUACCCGGUGCCGCACGACCUGGCCACCGUGUUCGUGGCCGUGCCGCAGUGCCCGCCGCCCGCCAAGAAGAUGCGGGCACACGCCCUGGAGUCAUCUGCGCCCCUAGGCAGUUGAGCGAGACACACACCUCUCUCUCGCUCCAGCAAUUCAGCACCCCGCGCAGGUGACAUGCAUGCGUGCAUGCCGCUGCGCGCCAUUGCCGCGACCGAGCGCAAGUGGGCGAAGGAAUUCUCCAGAGAAGCGGAAGCGAAGUGGAUCUCUCUUUCCUCUCCUCCGUCCCCAUGCAGAAUAAGCCUGAAUAAUCGGAUUGUACAUACACCGCCGCCCGCCUCCUGUGCAUACGCGUGAUGAUCAGCUGCCAUGGCGCAAAUCCAGCAGGUGAUCGUGGAAUCAUGAAAGAGACGGAUGGUAACCUGGGAAUAAUUCAACUCUGCAUGGCAGAAUUAGGCGCUCCUGAGUGGCCGCCAAUUGCUCUGUAUUUCCGCCUCAAUCCUCUCGCGGGGAAUUGUGUAAACUCCACUGUAAUCUUUUGUAAACUCUACUUACCAUUUUGUCUUGUGUACUUGUUUCGAUGUACUUGCUCUGCCUCUGCAUCAUCGAACUAUAGACAGGCCAUGUUUAUUUC